This is a messenger RNA of Penicillium macrosclerotiorum, 561 nucleotides long. RefSeq lists its product as uncharacterized. Bases 1 to 561 code for a protein of 186 amino acids. The transcript has 3 exons. Lineage: Eukaryota; Fungi; Ascomycota; Eurotiomycetes; Eurotiales; Aspergillaceae. The record is from RefSeq and is a predicted model, not a curated record.
AUGGCGCGUCAUCUCUUUUCCGGUGCACUGCUGUGCCUCCUGGCCUCUGCCUCUGGCUUUGUGCCUCGCUCCGCUCCGGACGUGGAUGAAAGCUUCGGCUUGUAUGCCUACGGAGACACAAUCGGCGGACUUCAGAUAUUUUAUGCAGAUGUAGGAAAGGCUUUCGCUGGUGACCCAUCCAACUCGACUUCGUCCAACGCUGUCCCGAUUGUCUUUGAGCGUAGCUCAGACUCGUCUUCUAGCGAGUGGAUCGCAAACCCCAAUGGCACUGCCAAGGCAUCGGCUGGCUGGUCUAACGAAAUGUUGUACAUACCCAGCUCUUCUUCCUCUUCUCAUCAGAUGGGAUUCACCGCCAAAGCACUGUCCAACGAGACAACCACUGGCUUCAUUUUCUAUGGACAAUGGGUAAUGGUGGAGUCUGAUUCUGGAGAUAUCUCUUCCAGUUUCUAUGUUCAGAAGGCCGGCGAAGAACAAGGAGUCUAUUCUCUCCUGUGGGAUGCCUCCGAUGACGAUACUGCUCUUCCGAUCUCGCUCCGCUCUGCUGCGCCAUCAAAUGCAUGA